AGCACUAUAAUCGUUUACACGCUAUACCGGCGUUUUGAGAGAGCGGUACUUGGUUGACAGGCGCAUCCGUGCACGCGCGUCGUCAGGUGCUGCAGACGCCCAGCUGUAAGAUCAAGCAGACCGGAGCCGCGCUCGCAUCCGAGAUGGCAAAAGCAGACCAGCGUUUCGGGCAGAGAGAUGGAUCCGAUCAGAACUUUGACUACAUGUUCAAGCUCCUGAUCAUUGGCAACAGCAGCGUAGGCAAGACCAGUUUUUUAUUCAGAUAUGCGGACGACUCCUUCAGCAACUCUUUUGUCAGCACGGUUGGCAUCGACUUUAAGGUGAAGACUGUUUACAGGAACGACAAAAGAGUUAAACUUCAGAUAUGGGAUACGGCCGGACAAGAGCGAUAUCGAACUAUAACUACGGCUUACUAUAGAGGAGCCAUGGGCUUUAUCCUGAUGUAUGACAUCACUAAUGAAGAGUCAUACAAUGCAGUCCAGGACUGGGCAACACAGAUCAAAACCUAUUCUUGGGAUAACGCUCAAGUGAUAUUGGUGGGAAACAAAUGUGACAUGGAUGAGGAGAGAGUGGUCCCUUUCGAGAAGGGGAAGCACCUAGCCGACCAGUUGGGCUUUGAAUACUACGAAGCGAGUGCCAAAGAGAAUAUAAACGUCAGACAAGUAUUCGAGCGUCUGGUUGACAUUAUCUGCGUGAAGAUGUCAGAGAGAGUCGAUGCGGAUCCAUCCAUGGUCACCGGCGCCAAAGCUACCCGGCUAACCGAUAAGCCGCCCCAGCUACCUCAAAAUUGUUGCUGAUUUCAAUCUUUCCUCAUAAGCCAAUCCGUGGAUGCGACGUUGUUUGGAGUUUUUCGUGUGGCAACCGAUCUGUUAGUUUGUAGCUGUCAAACACAUAAAGUAGUUCGGUGACAAUAGCACCUCUAGAGUCUGUAGAAAACUCAAAAGCAGGGACUAGAAAAAAAGCACAAGGCUAUAUGGCUAUCAGAACUUCAGUGUUCACUGCCGAAACUACGUUUAAAACACGUGGCACAAACUUUAAAGUUAUAUUUCAAUUGUGGUAUAUAUAUAUAUAUAUAAAGUAGUUUAAUGGUGGUUGAUAAUGCUUGGUUUACAGUAUAUAGUUUAAAUGUCAUUCCACUUAUAGUGACUAUCAAAAGAAACAA
Messenger RNA from Paramisgurnus dabryanus, 1162 nucleotides. It is a transcript of the gene rab3b, whose product is annotated as RAB3B, member RAS oncogene family. The record is from RefSeq and is a predicted model, not a curated record. Lineage: Eukaryota; Metazoa; Chordata; Actinopteri; Cypriniformes; Cobitidae. Gene Ontology annotation, molecular function: GTP binding; GTPase activity.